GAAGAAAAGGAAUAGAGGUAUCAUGCAGAUCUUCGUUAAGACGGCUGGCGGCCGGACGGUGGCCGUGCGCGUUUCCGCUGAGGAGACGGUGGCCUCGCUGCGGAACGCGGCAGGCGUCUCGCGGGGCAGCCUCUUCUUUGCCGGCGCAUGCCUGGAAGAAGAAGCGGGUUUGGCCUCCUUUGGCCUGGUCGCCGGCUCUACCGUGCAGGAAAUCGUUCCAGUGGAAGGUGGUAAGGGUAAGAAGAAAAAGAAACGUGUCUUCACGAAGCCGAAGAAGCCCACUCACAAACACAAGCUCGAAAAAAUGCGCGCGCUCAAAUACUUCAAGGUCAUCGAGAACGACGACGGCUCCUUUUCGGUGGAGCGAACUCGCCAGGAGUGUCCCCACCCACACUGCGGCGCCAGCAUUUUCAUGGCGCAGCACAAGGACCGCAAGUACUGCGGGAAAUGCCACCUCACCUACAAGGAGGAAAGCAAGUAAAGUAGUCAAAAAAAUAUCACUAGACUCAUGAUACUUUAACCAUUUUUCAGAUCAUUUUAUUUUUAUAAUUAAAUUUAAAAAA
Molecule: messenger RNA, 563 nt
Organism: Phytomonas sp. Hart1
Lineage: Eukaryota; Euglenozoa; Kinetoplastea; Trypanosomatida; Trypanosomatidae
Source: the annotation of a GenBank genome assembly